AUGUCGUCAACUUCAGCAUCUGCAGUGGCAGUAGCAGCGGCUUCAUCGGCGACGUACACACCACCAGCAACUGCGGGAGCAACGACGUCAACCACCGGUAACAAUAUUUUCGCGCCGCAAGAAGGCGAACCUGAUUUCUACGAGACGAACUGUCAUUGGACGGGUUGCUCCAUGCAGUUCGACACGCAGGAGCAACUGGUUAAGCACCUGGCAGACGACCACAUCAGCAGCCACAAGAAGAACUUCGUCUGCAUGUGGGAGGGGUGCGUCCGGGGGCAGAAACCCUUCAAGGCGCAGUACAUGCUGGUCGUCCACAUCAGAAGGCACACCGGGGAAAAACCGCAUAAGUGCACUUAUCCUGGUUGCGUCAAAGCCUACUCCCGUCUGGAGAACUUGAAGACGCACAUGCGUUCGCACACAGGGGAGAAACCUUACCUCUGCGAGUUCGUCGGCUGCAGGAAGGCUUUCAGUAACGCCUCUGACAGGGCCAAACAUCAAAACAGGACCCAUUCAAAUGAGAAACCGUACGUGUGCAAAGCGAAAGGAUGCACGAAGAGAUACACUGACCCGAGUUCGUUGAGGAAACACGUGAAAACUGUUCAUGGGGUGGAGUUCUACACCAACAAGAAGCACAAAGGUGAAGGCUGUGGUGAAGAUGGCAGCAGUGGUGCUGGUAGUAGCAACAAUGGCGGUCGUGGUGGGGGACAUACUGACGGCAGUAAUAGUGGUAGGGAUGGACUGGUCAAUUAUUCGGAUAACUCGAGUUUGUUUCAACCCUACAACAGUUCCUCCUCACCAUCAUCCGGUCCUCCAUCAAACUCCAGCAACAACGGCUAUUCAAAGGUGGACGUGGAAACUUUUUCAUUGGUCAAUCAAAUAGUUGACUCCUCCUCCAAGGGUGGGGUUAUGCUGCAGGUGACUAUCAUUAUAAUGAAUCAGUUGAUUACAUGAUUCUGUACGAGCAAUGGUGUAUUGACUGUUUUGAGAUCUUUCUGUACGAUAAGGCGUCCUUCGUCAUAUAUCAUUUUCUACCUUUUGUUCGCAUGUUCACUCACAUUCAAACGAUUGCUCGCUGAUUUGUUCGUUUGUUCGUUCGUUCGUUCAUACAUUCGUUUAUUCAUUCACAUAUUCAUUCUUUAGUUAAUCAUUCAUUCAUUCGUUUGUUUAUUAGACCACUUUAACUAUCGUUCUCGCAAGAAUGAUUGGACGAACGAACAAUGAAAUGAAAUUAGGAACAAGUGAACGAUUAAUUUAUGAUCGAAUGUAUCAUUUCUUUCGGCCAAUUCAAACGAUUCUGUCUCUCUCUCUCUCUCUCUCUCUCUCUCUCUCUCUCUCUUGCCGAUUUAUUUUAUCUUCUGUUUUUUCAUUAUUUCGUUCAUUAAAUCAUUUGUCAAUUUA
This is a messenger RNA of Helobdella robusta, 1398 nucleotides long. RefSeq lists its product as hypothetical. The transcript is spliced from 6 exons. Lineage: Eukaryota; Metazoa; Annelida; Clitellata; Rhynchobdellida; Glossiphoniidae. The coding region runs from base 1 to 951 and encodes 316 amino acids. The record is from RefSeq and is a predicted model, not a curated record. Gene Ontology annotation, molecular function: RNA polymerase II cis-regulatory region sequence-specific DNA binding; DNA-binding transcription factor activity, RNA polymerase II-specific. Gene Ontology annotation, cellular component: nucleus. Gene Ontology annotation, biological process: regulation of transcription by RNA polymerase II.